AUGAUUUUGUUGUUUGAUUGCCCUGAACUGAAGGAGGAGCUGGAGAAGGAGAAGGAGCAGAAUAGGAAGCUGAAGCGAACCCUUCAGGCGCAUAUGAAGCAGAAUGAGAAACUCAAAGGGACGGACGUGGAGAAGGUGGACCAGGACCUGAAGAGCACCGAGGUGGCCCAGAUCAAGCACAAGGUGAACCAGGACUACAUGGGCAUCUUCGAGUUCAAGUCCGGGAUGGAGGGGACGAUCGCGAAGCACCUCAUCGUCGAUCUGAAGCCGAAGGUGGCGCAGACUCUCCUGCCGGGUCUCCCCGCGUACAUCCUGUUCAUGUGCCUCCGCUACACGGAUCACAUCAACGACGAGAACCGCCUCCGGGCGUUCCUGGUCCCGACGAUCAGCGGGAUCAAGAAGGUGGUGAAGAAGCGGCAGAACGACCUGGACACCAUGGUCCUCUGGCUGACCAACACCUCGCGGCUGACCAAUUGCCUCCGGCAAUACAGCGGCGAGAAGAACUUCCAAAGCGAGAACACGCCGAAGCAGAACUCGCAGUGCUUGAGGCACUUUGACCUCAACGAGUACAGGAACAUCCUCAACGACGUCUGCGUUUGGGUCUUCAUGGGGAUGCUGAAGCUGAUCCAGGAGCGGGUGCAGAACAUGAUCGUGCCGGGGGUGCUGGAGAACGAGGCGAUCGCGGGGCUGAGCGGGCCGCCGGUGGGCUCGCGGACGCACGCGUCGUCGGUCGGGGGGGAGGACGAGGUGGCGCUGGACCCGAGGCAGGCGAUGGCGCUGCUGCUGAGGGAGCUGGAUUUCCUCUACGAGACGUUCGAUUCGUAUGGGAUGGAUCCGCAGCUGGUUCCGUGCAUCUUCCAGCAGUUGUUCUACUUCAUCUGUGCGGUGUCACUGAACAACCUUCUUCUGCGAAAGAAUCUCUGUCACUGGUCCAAGGGUCUCCAGAUCCGCUACAACCUCUCCAGCUUGGAGGAUUGGGGCCGCAGCAGAAAGAUGAAUGGAGAAGUUCUGGACAGUCUGAAGCCGGUGAUCCAGGCUUCGCAGCUCCUCCAGGCCAAGAAAUCCGAUGAGAAUGUUGCUGCCAUCUGUGAGAUGUGCAAUAAACUCACUCCUGCUCAGAUCAACAAGCUGUUGAUGCUGUACACUCCGGCCGACGAGUACGAGGAGAAGGUCGCGCCUUCCUUCAUCCGGAAGGUCCAGUCGGAACUGGCCCGGACGCGGGGGGAUGCCACUUCUGCUUCUCCGGGACCCAUGCAGACCACACUGCUGAUGGAUACCAAGUUCACCUACGCCAUUCGCUUCCCGUUCACUCCUUCCAGCAUCAGACUGGAGGACAUCGAACUUCCGUCGGCUCUCCGUCUCAACUUCUUGAACAAGAUCUAACCGCGUUCUUCCCUCGGACGGACCCAUCCGAAUUCGUUCCGUGCUCGUGCCAUAGGUGGCUCGAAGGAGAUGUCGAUCUGUGUCUAGGCAUAUCCCUUAAUGUUUAUCGUUAGUCGACGGUGGUCUCAUCCGCUUCGCUUCUUCCAACGAGAUCGGGUGCAUUCCGACUUUCCCUUGUGAUAUGGGUGCAACUUUACAUUCCUUUGCAGGAGACCAGCCAAAUUCCAGAUCGUCUCUGGUCAACGAGAUCAGGUUUCAAAGAUGCUUUACGUGGUGAUCGUGAGAAUACUUACUGGAAAUUGUUCAGUUCCUCAUGAGUUGAUUAUAUAGCACUGUUGCAUGUUGACUUUUUCCCUUACCAAAGACAGAGAUGCCUAAUAAUAAUAAUAUUACAAUAUGGUGUUUGUUGAGCUUGGAUUAGUAUAUUUUGGAGUCUUGCAGAGUUGUACCGUGAAUGAAAUAGUUAUACUCCUGUAUUUAGUUCGCUACAUGAGUUAUACUUUUCCGUGCAGUAAUGCAUGAUAUAGCCAAUCGAUGGUUACGAGCGAUUUUUCUUCUCUUUUUCUUUUCUGUUUGCACUUUCAUAAUUUUGUUUAUUCUUGCAGGGAAACUAGGAGCCA
This is a messenger RNA of Darwinula stevensoni, 2003 nucleotides long. Lineage: Eukaryota; Metazoa; Arthropoda; Ostracoda; Podocopida; Darwinulidae. The record is from the annotation of a GenBank genome assembly.